Aethina tumida (small hive beetle) is the source of this 2940-nucleotide messenger RNA. Its product is annotated as serine/threonine-protein kinase GL21140. Gene Ontology annotation, biological process: protein phosphorylation; intracellular signal transduction. The transcript is spliced from 6 exons. Lineage: Eukaryota; Metazoa; Arthropoda; Insecta; Coleoptera; Nitidulidae. Bases 217 to 1989 code for a protein of 590 amino acids. The record is from RefSeq and is a predicted model, not a curated record. Gene Ontology annotation, molecular function: protein kinase activity; ATP binding.
UAUUACCUUUUUUAUACUAAUAAACAGUUACACCGAAAUCGAUUCGGAUUUUUCGACGUUUUUUUGUGUUCGCCGCGAAUUAUGUCCGUUGUGUGCGUCUCCGAUAGACCGUGUCCGCGUUGAGGGUUCGCGAGUGCACAGUACAAGUGACAGCUGUGUCAUAGGCGGCACCUCUCAAAAAUCGGAUCACUUUCCAAACAACAAACGACCGGAUGAAUGGGUUACAGUAGGUACACCGAUCUGAAGCUCAGGAUGUCCAAGAACAAUAUCGGCGGUUCGAGGAGCCUCUCGUCCGCCAGCUGCAACAGCCUAUCCUCCGAUUUCGAGAUCAUCGAGAACGGGAUCGAGGACGUGAGUCUGGUGAAGACCAGCAGGCCGUCCAGCACGAGCCGGACCCAAAAGGCCAAACGUAUACGUUUUUUCCAUAAUGGCAAUAAGUUCUUUAAUGGUGUGGUGGUUCCUGUGGCCCCUGAACGAUAUAGGUCCUUUGAUAGUUUAACCAAUGAAUUGACUCAGAUAUUAACUAAAAGUGUUACGUUACCAAGUGGUGUUAGGAAUGUUUACACCAUGGACGGGAGAAAGGUGACUGGACUGGAAGACCUGGAAGAUGGCAAGGAGUACGUGUGCAGCGGCAAAGGAGAGCAGUUCAAGAAGAUCGAAUACUCAAAAACCGACACGCUUCGAUCCAAACGAAUAUCCAACAACAGAAACAACAUGUCCAUCAAUUCCUACUCGCCGAAAAUAAUCCCGCCGGACUGCAUCCGACCACGCAUCGUCACCGUCAUAAGGAGCGGCAUCAAGCCCAGAAAGUUGUUGCGGAUACUCCUAAACAAACGCAACGCCUCGAAUCUCGAACAGGUGCUCAGCUCGUUCAGCGAACUGUGCCAGCUGGCCGUGCGUAAGGUUUUCACGCAAUCGGGCCAGUCGGUGACCGAGCUGUCGCAGCUCUUCGGACAGGAGGACGUGUUCUUCGCCUACGGCAAUGAACGUUGCUCCCCCGAUGAUUUCGAACUGGAGUUCGAGGAGAGCAAGGAGCUCACGAAGUACAGGAGGACGCCCGGACUGAGGAACGGGGCGGGACCGAAGCCCAAGAUGCCCAGGAAGGAGCUGAACAGGACGUACGAGUCGGAGGAGAGUCUGCUCAAGAAGCUGGGCGAGGACGGCGACAUCGCGUUGCCGCCCGCUUUCAGCAAGAAGUAUAUGGUCAGCAGGAAAAUCGGAGACGGAAAUUUCGCUGUUGUGAGAUUAUGUAGGGAUACCACUCUUAAUGUCGACUAUGCUUUAAAAAUAAUCGAUAAGGCAAAGUGCAAAGGAAAAGAAGACAUGCUUGACAAUGAAGUGAAAAUUCUAAAGAAAGUGGGCCACCCCAACAUAAUGUCCCUGAUCGAGGAACAGGACACGAAAAGCAUGUUGUACCUGGUGUGCGAGUACGUGACGGGGGGCGACCUGUUCGACGCCAUCACCGUGGUGCAGAAGUUCUCCGAGGAGCAGGCGGCGCUGAUGAUCAACAACUUGGCUUCCGCUUUGGCUUACCUGCACCACCUGAACAUCGUGCAUCGAGACGUCAAACCCGAAAAUCUACUAGUGGAGUUAGAAGAUGGGAAGGUGAAACUGCUGAAGCUGGGCGACUUCGGGCUGGCGUGCGAGGUGACUCGACCUCUGUACACGGUGUGCGGCACGCCCACCUACGUGGCGCCCGAAAUACUCGCCGAAACCGGCUACGGUUUGAAGAUAGACGUGUGGGCCGCAGGUGUGAUCCUAUACAUCCUCCUGUGCGGCUAUCCACCGUUCGUGUCGCAGGAUAAUGAUCAGGAGAAGCUCUUCGACUGCAUCCUGUCCGGCCACUACGACUUCCCCGAGGAGUACUGGCAGGACGUCUCCAGCUUGGCGAAGGAAUUGAUACAGAACAUGCUUCAGCUUGCGCCCGAGCUUAGGUUCUCCGCCGAGGAUGUGCUGGAUCAUCCUUGGUUGCAUGUAGCCGAAUCGUAACUAGGAGCCGAUUUUUAAAGGAAAUUUUGUACAAAUUAAUAUUUAGUUUUAUUAAUUUAUAUCAAUUUGUUUAAAAAAAUCAACUGCGAACCUGUAUUUAGACAGUCAUAAGUCGUUUUGUUUAGUUCAAGUCCAUGAUCGAGCUUUUGCUAUUCGAGUAGCAAACGAAUUUUAAAAUAGACGAGAAAUAGGUGGUUUUGCCAAAAUUAGAAAAUGCUGAAUUAGACGACUAGAUUAGACCCCCCCUAAAACAUCAGUGGUGCUAUUUAUUGAAUGUGCUGUUUCGAUGUUACAACAAUUUGAACUGAAAUUAACGAAUUGGUAUUCAGUACGCAAUAGUUACCGGAGUUCUGGAGUUUUUUUUAACGAUUAUUUCUUUGUUCUGUUCUUACGUCAACUACCUAUUUGAUAUUUCAGGCAUAUCUAAUUUAUUUAGCUACAUUUAUUGAAGGAAACAACAUUAAUUUAAUGCAUUUAAUGUAGCAUUUACUUGCUCAGUUGUUAAAAAACUUUUAUAUUGUAUUUUUAAAAUGGCAAGAGGACUGACAAAAGUCACUCAUAUCACUGAGCUUUUUGACCAAAGCUUUUAAUGAACUAAUUAUUUUGUGAUUGAAAUAUACACAUAAACUUUAUAUUUAUUGAAUCUUAUACCAAAGUGGAUUUUAUGGUACUAUUUUUUAUCGAAAACAUACACGACGUUUUUAUUCUUUAAAACUAUUGUUUUCAGUAUUUAACCAAAAUUAAAAUUUAUAAUCACUUAUAUGGAUUCUUCACUUAUUUUGAAUUUAGGUUAAAGACUUGAUAAAGUAUUAUUUAUUGUUAUAUAAUUGCAAACUAAAGCCUUAAAUAUAGAUUAUAAUUUAUCACUUUAUCUAGUUUUAUUUCUUUUUAUAAAAUUAGAAUAAAACGCUGUAAAGUUGCAAUUAGAUUGUAAAUAAAUUAUUAAAAACC